Molecule: messenger RNA, 966 nt
Organism: Perognathus longimembris pacificus (Pacific pocket mouse)
Lineage: Eukaryota; Metazoa; Chordata; Mammalia; Rodentia; Heteromyidae
Product: olfactory receptor 52N4-like
Exons: 1
Coding region: 1-966 (321 amino acids)
Biological process (GO): G protein-coupled receptor signaling pathway
Cellular component (GO): membrane
Molecular function (GO): G protein-coupled receptor activity; olfactory receptor activity
Source: RefSeq, a predicted model, not a curated record
AUGGCGCUGCUGAAUCAGACGCAGGUGACACCAGCCUCUUUCAUUCUGAAUGGGAUCCCGGGGCUGGAAGACAUGCACAUCUGGAUUUCCAUCCCAUUCUGCUCCAUGUACGUGGUAGCUGUGGCUGGGAACUGCGGGCUCCUCUACCUCAUCUGCUUUGAGGACUCGCUGCACAGGUCUAUGUAUUACUUCCUGGCCAUGCUUUCUCUUACUGAUCUUGUCAUGUGCACUUCCACAAUCCCUAAAACUCUCUGCAUCUUCUGGUUCCAGCUUAAGGAAAUUAGCUUUAAGGAAUGCCUGGUCCAGCUGUUUUUCAUCCAUACAUUCACAGCCAUGGAGUCGGGGGUGCUCAUGCUGAUGGCGCUGGACCGCUAUGUGGCCAUCUGCUACCCUCUGCGCUACGCGACCAUCCUCACCAACCCAGUCAUCGUGAAAGCUGGACUUGCUACUUUCCUGAGAGCAGUGUUUCUCAUUAUUCCCUUGGUUUUCCUCACCAAAAGGCUACCCUACUGCAGAGGCAAUAUCAUACACCAUACAUACUGUGACCAGCUCUCUGUGGCUAAACUAUCCUGUGGAAAUAUCAAGGCUAAUAUUAUUUAUGGUCUGAUAGCAGCUUUCUUGAUUGGGGGUUUUGACAUCUUGUGCAUUGCCAUCUCCUACACCAUGAUCCUCCGAGCAGUGAUCAACCUGUCCUCAGCAGACGCCCGGCAGAAGGCCUUCAGCACCUGCACUGCCCACAUCAGUGCCAUUGUCUUUUCCUACAGUCCAGCCUUCUUCUGUUUCUUUUUUAACCGCUUUGGAAGCCAUGUAAUCCCUCCAUCUUGUCAUAUUAUUGUGGCUAAUCUUUACCUGCUCUUACCUCCCACUAUGAACCCAAUUGUCUAUGGGGUAAAAACCAAGCAAAUAAGAGACUGUGUCCUAAGGAUCCUUUCAGGUAUUAAAAACACCAAGUCCCACAGUGUCUGA